This is a messenger RNA of Petromyzon marinus (sea lamprey), 2508 nucleotides long. NCBI's taxonomy places the organism in Eukaryota, Metazoa, Chordata, Hyperoartia, Petromyzontiformes, Petromyzontidae. The record is from RefSeq and is a predicted model, not a curated record.
AUGCCAUCUCAAUCUUCUCUCAGCCCUGUGCCAUGUCAACCUUCUUUAUGCUCCGUGCCAUCUCAACAUUCUCUCAGCCUCGUGCCAUCUCAACCUUCUCUCAGCCCCGUGCCAUCUCAACCUCUCAGCCUCGUGCCAUCGCAACCUUCUCUCAGCCCCGUGCCAUCUCAACCUUCUCUCAGCCCCGUGCCAUCUCAACCUUCUCUCAGCCCCGUGCCAUCUCAACCUUCUCUCAGCCCCGUGCCAUCUCAAUCUUCUCUCAGCCCCGUGCCAUCUCAAUCUUCUCUCAGCCCUGUGCCAUCUCAACCUUCUCUCAGCCUCGUGCCAUCUCAACCUUCUCUCAGCCCCGUGCCAUCUCAACCUUCUCUCAGCCCCGUGCCAUCUCAAUCUUCUCUCAGCCCCGUGCCAUCUCAAUCUUCUCUCAGCCCCGUGCCAUCUCAACCUUCUCUCAGCCUCGUGCCAUCUCAACCUUCUCUCAGCCCCGUGCCAUCUCAACAUUCUCUCAGCCUCGUGCCAUCUCGACCUUCUCUCAGCCCCGUGCCAUCUCAAUCUUCUCUCAGCCCCGUGCCAUCUCAAUCUUCUCUCAGCCUCGUGCCAUCUCAACCUCUCAGCCUCGUGCCAUCGCAACCUUCUCUCAGCCCCGUGCCAUCUCAAUCUUCUCUCAGCCCCGUGCCAUCUCAACCUUCUCUCAGCCCCGUGCCAUCUCAAUCUUCUCUCAGCCCCGUGCCAUCUCAACCUCUCAGCCUCGUGCCAUCGCAACCUUCUCUCAGCCCCGUGCCAUCUCAAUCUUCUCUCAGCCCCGUGCCAUCUCAACCUUCUCUCAGCCUCGUGCCAUCUCAACCUUCUCUCAGCCCCGUGCCAUCUCAACCUUCUCUCAGCCCCGUGCCAUCUCAAUCUUCUCUCAGCCCCGUGCCAUCUCAACAUUCUCUCAGCCCCGUGCCAUCUCAAUCUUCUCUCAGCCCCGUGCCAUCUCAACCUUCUCUCAGCCCCGUGCCAUCUCAACCUUCUCUCAGCACCGUGCCAUCUCAAUCUUCUCUCAGCCCCGUGCCAUCUCAACCUUCUCUCAGCCCCGUGCCAUCUCAACCUUCUCUCAGCCCCGUGCCAUCUCAAUCUCCUCUCAGCCCCGUGCCAUCUCAACCUUCUCUCAGCCCCGUGCCAUCUCAACCUUCUCUCAGCCCCGUGCCAUCUCAACCUUCUCUCAGCCCCGUGCCAUCUCAAUCUCCUCUCAGCCCCGUGCCAUCUCAACCUUCUCUCAGCCCCGUGCCAUCUCAACCUUCUCUCAGCCCCGUGCCAUCUCAACCUUCUCUCAGCCCCGUGCCAUCUCAACCUUCUCUCAGCCCCGUGCCAUCUCAAUCUCCUCUCAGCCCCGUGCCAUCUCAACCUUCUCUCAGCCUCGUGCCAUCUCAACCUUCUCUAAGCCCCGUGCCAUCUCAACCUUCUCUCAGCCCCGUGCAAUCUCAAUCUUUUCUCAGCCCCAUGCCAUCUCAAUCUUCUCUCAGCCCCGUGCAAUCUCAAUCUUCUCUCAGACGCGUGCCAUCUCAACCUUCUCUCAGCCCUGUGCCAUCUCAACCUUCUCUCAGCCCCGUGCCAUCUCAACCUUCUCUCAGCCCCGUGCCAUCUCAACCUUCUCUCAGCCCCGUGCCAUCUCAAUCUCCUCUCAGCCCCGUGCCAUCUCAACCUUAUCUCAGCCUCGUGCCAUCUCAACCUUCUCUAAGCCCCGUGCCAUCUCAACCUUCUCUCAGCCCCGUGCCAUCUCAACCUUCUCUAAGCCCCGUGCAAUCUCAAUCUUUUCUCAGCCCCAUGCCAUCUCAAUCUUCUCUCAGCCCCGUGCCAUCUCAACCUUCUCUCAGCCCCGUGCCAUCUCAACCUUCUCUCAGCACCGUGCCAUCUCAAUCUUCUCUCAGCCCCGUGCCAUCUCAACCUUCUCUCAGCCCCGUGCCAUCUCAACCUUCUCUCAGCCCCGUGCCAUCUCAAUCUCCUCUCAGCCCCGUGCCAUCUCAACCUUCUCUCAGCCCCGUGCCAUCUCAACCUUCUCUCAGCCCCGUGCCAUCUCAACCUUCUCUCAGCCCCGUGCCAUCUCCACCUUCUCUCAGCCCCCGCCGGAGAGCGGCCGACGGUGAGGGGUUGAGGGAGGCCGCCUCGGACACCGCCGUGGACUCGAGCAGAAUGGCCCAGCACCGUUUGGCGGCGCGGUUCCGCUGCCAGGGCCGCCGCCGGUGGCUUCUGUUCCGCGGCGCUUACCCCCGGCACCGCGCCGUCGGCGACGCACGGUGCGAAAAAAAGUCCAACGUCAUCGAUGCUUCGCGACCAGGCAAGUCCAUCGAGUGUGGAGUCAUUGAGGAGCGCCACGGCAUUGUGCAGUGCAAGCACAAUGCCACCGGCGCUCUAAGCCAGCAGUGGCCCAGCAAGAGCCCCACGUGGAAGCGACGAUUCGUGCGGGACGAGCAACUCCACGGUGCCAUCGUCACGCGAGCCGGCGAGGCGGCGUGCGAUGACGGCGCCGCGUAG